Marasmius oreades (fairy-ring Marasmius) is the source of this 735-nucleotide messenger RNA. RefSeq lists its product as uncharacterized. The record is from RefSeq and is a predicted model, not a curated record. The transcript has 2 exons. Lineage: Eukaryota; Fungi; Basidiomycota; Agaricomycetes; Agaricales; Marasmiaceae. Bases 1 to 735 code for a protein of 244 amino acids.
AUGCUGAGUCGAGUGCGAGUGGUUGAUUCUGGGAGGCGCCGCUCGGCCCGCUUCAUCUCGCGCCAAGGGAAGUUGCAAAAGUUUCAAAUUACGACGACAGUGGACCCUCAACUACCGAAACCAUCUCCAGCUCCCAAAUCAGUUUCUACACCAAUAACUCGUCGUGGUAAAAAAUACUACACUCUAGAGAAAGCUUUCCCAUCUACUCCGAAGCGCUUUGAAGUCGCGUACGAAACGAGCGGCCUCUACUAUGGCCCAGUUUCAACGAAUGAAUUCUUUCAAGAAUUCAUGCCUUACAAAAGCCCUGAUACCCCCAGGAAACCACCAACAAAGAAUCGUCGAGACAUGAUGAAAAAAGUAGCUUCAAAGGGGACCGAGGAAAAGAUGUACAAAGCAUUUGUUAAAGCCCUUCAGUCUUGGCCACCUGCUCAAGAUGAGCGGAAGAUCAAGCUAUUUUACCAUGAUAACCAUUUGUUACGCGAUCCAAACUGCGCUGGUCUCAGUGUCGACGUUGCUGUUGCUGACGCCAGGACGGAACGCUUUUGGGGUGGGCCUCAUGGGAAGCAUAUCUUUUUUACGGAACACGAGUCUCACACAAAAUUCAAGCUUUGUGUGACUUGCGAUCCAUUCGUUGAUCCAGAGGAGACGAAAGAAAGAGGAGGCCCGGGAGGAACUGGAACUGGACGAGGAGGAGGGAGAAGGAAAGGAGGAACCGGCAGCAGCAGGAGUUUCUGA